UUGACCAAUCAGAAUAAAGAAAUCUUUGCCCCGAUUGGUCAAUGAAAUGCUUCAUCGCUGACAGCGUCAAGUGAACGCAUCUGUAUAUGGAUCGGCGUAAUGACUGUGGGAAAACUUGUGUAUAGUUAUAAAUGUCCCAUAAACUUGAUUUUUCAUAAAAUCCCGUGGAUGUGACAGAAUCGCUCAAUAAUCUCGAGUUGUGAGUGAUAAUUUGUAUAUCGGGAUAUUUGGAUAUCUCUCCCUCAUGUGAUGAGCAGCGCAUAUGAGGAUUCGUGUCCUUGGACGAAUUAUUUGUCAGAGGCGAUCAAUAAAUGCGUGCACAACUUGUUAUCGUUACUCUCGUCGACUUUCGGACUAACCUUUAAUUUCGACGAUAUCGUCAUCUUUGAUGACGAGACGUCGUCGAAGCUACGCGAAUUUUUUCACGAACUGAUAGCGUUGCUAGCGUUCGACGAUUUUCAACUUCAGCUACUCAAAGUCUUCCUGUUGACACUCCUGAGUAGUGUGGCAUUGAUCUUUGUUGCUUGGCAUAUUUACGGCGCUAGAAUUACGGAGCAAUUUAUGAAAACAGGUGCAGCUAAAGAUUGUAAUACAUCAACUGAAUAAUAUAUUGGAUAUUUGAUUAUUAGACUUUAUUCAUAUAAAUAACAGCAACAAUUUGAUAUCUGAUAAAUAUGGCUGAUAAAAUCAAGUCUUUUUUCCAAAAGAAGAAGACAAGCGCAAAGUUUAUGAAAGCAGGAAAAGGAUACAAAUUGACAGAUUCUACCAGUACUUGUAUCCCAACAAAGUCUAAAGAACCAAUUAAGAGAGCGGAACCUACAGAAGAAGCCAAAACUGCAGGCCAAGCUGCCUUAGCAAGAUUAGAAGCAAAGAAAAGUGAUAAACCAAGAUUUAACACAUCAUACGCUGCCAUUCAAGCACGUGUUAAACGUGAAUUGGAAUUAGAAAGAAAAGCACAGCAAAAUUUACAACAGACAGAAAAUACAUCAUUGAAAGAUGAAAAAGAUAGAGUUGAAGAUCCUUCCAUUUUUGCAGUUACUGAUGUAUUCUUUCGUUGUCCAUAUUUAUCUGAUGAAAUAUUGCUUCGAGACGAAUGGAAAAAGAAAAUUAGAGAAUUUUUGUAUGAGCAAGUAAAGGGAGAAGAGGCAGGAUUAACAGCAUGUUUAAUUAUCCAAAAUUGCAAUACUGGAAAAGAAAAGAUUGAAAGCUGUGUAGAAACACUUGGCAAAUAUUUAGACAAUAUCAUUAACAAUCCCGAUGUUGAGAAGUACUGGAAAAUCAGGAUGUGUAAUAGAAUAUUCCAAGAAAAAGUUUUACCUAUUGAAGGAGCACUAGACUUUUUAAAAGCAGCUGGUUUUGAGCAAAAGAAGUUAUUACAUAAUGAGAACGAAGAAGAUUUCUUGGUAUGGAGUCCUAUUAAUUGUAAUAUUGAAAAUCUUAUAAUCUUGGAUGAAGCAUUGAAAUCUGCAGAACCUAUUCCUCUUGAAUUGGAUAGGAAUCUGCAAGUAUUAAUGCCUAGCCAAGCUCGCAUGAAAAAUGAAUUGCCACCUAGUUUUUUCACUAUAACUCCAGAAGAAAUAAAAAGAGAGCAACAAUUGCGAUCGGAAGCUGUAGAAAGAAAUCAAAUGCUAAGAACAAAGGCUAUGAGAGAGAAGGAUGAGCAGCGUAUACUUAGAAGAUAUAAGUUUGCCAUACUUCGUAUUAAAUUUCCAGAUGGAAUAAUAUUACAAGGUACUUUUUCGGUACAUGAGAAAUUCCAAAAUGUAAUGGAAUUUGUUGAUGAAAAUCUAAUCGAUGAUAAAGUGUUCUUUUCUUUGGUGACACCAGAUGGGAUUAAACUAAUAGAAGAGUGUUAUGAUAAGACACUUUUAGAAUUACGGUUAAUUCCCACAGCUAUAUUGGAAUUCUCAUGGAAUACUACUGAUAAGGAAAAUAUACCUAAGGGAUAUUUGAGAGAAGAUGUACUUUCUUAUAUACAAGCUGUUUGAAGAUAAUACUAUAUUCUGGUACAGAUAACAAUCAAUUAAAAACGCAUUUUUUUAACACAAAUUUUCUUAUCACUUGUAGCACUUUGACAAGUAAUGGAGAAAUAUGAUUAUAUCAUAGUCACACAUAGUUUUGUGACUAUCCCAGUUUUUUAAAGAUUUUUCUUAUAUUGCGCAGUUUACUAAUUUAACAUGUAUUAUUAUUUAUAUUAAAACCCCAUGUAAUGUAUGUGAAAAUUGAUCGAAGUAUAUUGAUUAGGUCUUCAAUGCAAAUAAAUUUAUAUUAUCUUAUAUUACAUUAUCUAAAUUUAUCUAUUAAAUUAUUUAUUACAUAUAAAUAAAAUGUAAAAAACCAUUUUAUUUUAUUAUACAAUUUUAGUAUAUAUAAUGUAUGUUUUAAAAUGUUAUUAAAAAAACAAUAUUUGCAAAUAAGUAUUAAUAACAUUUAAUUCUAUACAUUUUCUUGCAAUAUGUUCUUUCUUACUUGAAAUAGGUCUGCCGUGUUAUUUAUUUAAUCAGAGAACAAAAAGUACAAAUGAUGAGUAUGUAUUGAUUCUUAUUUGGAACAAAUAUGAUUAUGCAUGUGUGUAUCAAAUAUCGCAUUUUAUGUUCAAAUUUUAUAUUUGUUAUAUCUCUUUGUAUUUUACACCACGUUGAUAGUCUAUCGACAUUUUAGCAUGCUAUGCGCUUUUAAAUGUACAAUAUUAAAAUGUUCUGUUUUCGGGGAAACCGGUUGUUCGUACAGCCAUGCUAAACCACAGACAGUUUUGUGUCCCUCGGCAAUUACUUAAAACCAGUUUGGACAUCUCCUCUACCGCCCUCAAUAGUAUUUAGGUGUAUGGAAUGAUAAUCUCUCUCUUUCUUGUAACGGUACCAUGACAGUAAUGCCGCGUACAAAAACAGAGUAUAUGAAUAUACGUAUAUAUGUAUGUCGCUUCGAUCUACGAUUCAUAGAGAAAAAACUCGUAUCUUUUUAUGUGCGGCAAGCAAGUCUGUAAUGAAUAAUGCAUUUAUCUUGCUAGAGAAAAUAUUUGAAACUGAGAAUGUAUAUAAAACGUACGAGGCUAAUGAAACGUACGCAAGUUUAGCGCUCCAGUCAGUCGAUUCGCACGCGAUUUCACGGGUUGACCCGCAUGUCGCAUACAAUAAUCGACUGACACUCCCAAAUGCGUGCAACGCGUAAAACGCAAUACGUACCGGCUGUCUCUCGCGCCUAUUGUUAUAUUUACGCUUUUUCAAGCAUAUUGUUUGAACCGCGGACUGCUCGCAUUUCCUGUUGCGUGCCAGAAUGGGGCUUAACAUUGCAUUUAGGCGCGUGCGAUUCUGCACAAGGAAUUUUUGCCUUUCACGUGCAUACAUGAUACGUGGAAAUCGAGAAAUUUUGCAAUAUCGAAAAUAUGUAAUAUAUGAUUGUAUUGCAAUCAGAUUUCUUCUCUUUGCCAGAAUCCAGGCAAUGUAUAUUCUUUUGUAUCUUUAUGCUUUAGAUUUCCUGAUGCAUUGUCAGCAAAAUUUAUUACAGAUUACUUAUGAAACCGAUACCCGUAAACUGAAUAUCGUUACUAUUGGAUUUACUAAUUUGUUAUGUCAUAUUUUUAUUAUUCAAGACUUAAUCAUCAUUGUCAUUUAGGUAUUUAAUUCAUGCUACAACUAUUGGCUCGUUUUGCAUUGUAUUAUAUUUCUUUUUAUACGAAAUAAAUUUCCGCAGGAACUUCUGUAUG
Molecule: messenger RNA, 3703 nt
Organism: Formica exsecta
Lineage: Eukaryota; Metazoa; Arthropoda; Insecta; Hymenoptera; Formicidae
Gene: Gint3
Product: UBX domain-containing protein 6
Exons: 6
Coding region: 675-1988 (437 amino acids)
Cellular component (GO): cytoplasm
Molecular function (GO): protein binding
Source: RefSeq, a predicted model, not a curated record